CCCGUUUCCCCCACGCUCCCCUUAUCACCUUCUCUUCUAUGGAAUGAAUCCUCCGACUUGAAUCCAAAACAUCUUCUCAAAUCUUCCGAAAAUGCCAUCACGCCCCUCUCCGCCGGUUCAUAACCGUCUCCAGACGCUUCCGGUUAUCCUAACCGGUUCCCUCGCCUUAACCGGAGCCUUACUCGUCCUCCUAACCAUCCUCCUCUACCGGAAACUCUCCCGGAACCGAACCGCUCCCUCGGAUGCCUCUCCUCAGCACUACCAAUGCCGCCGCUUCUCCUACUCCCAGCUCCGCCGCGCGACGAACUCGUUCUCCGACUCCUCCCAGCUCGGCCACGGCGGGUUCGGCACCGUCUACAAAGCCGAUCUCCCGAGCGGCGUCUCCCUCGCCGUCAAAGUCAUGGACUCCUCCGCCGGGGCCUUACAGGGCGAGCGGGAGUUUCACAACGAGCUCUCUCUCUCCUCUCGCCUGGCGAGCUCGCCUCACGUCGUCUCCCUCCUCGGAUUCUCCUCCGAUCGGCGUAACCGGAGGCUCGUGCUGGUCUACGAGCUCAUGCCUAACCGGAGCUUGCAGGAGGCGCUUCUUGGGGCUCUUAAGUGCGAGGAGCUUAUGGAUUGGAGGAAAAGGUUCGAGAUUGCGACGGAUGUAGCUAAAGGGAUUGAGUUUCUUCACCAUCGGUGUGAUCCGCCGAUUAUUCACGGCGAUGUGAAGCCGAGUAAUGUUCUUCUUGAUUCCGAUUUCAAGGCAAAGAUAGGAGAUUUUGGUCUCGCGAGAGUAAAGUCUGAGGCUUUGGCUUUGGUGAGUGGUGGUGGGGACGAGACUAGGAUUCUGAUUGAGGAAGAUGAUGAUGGGAAGAGAAAGGAAGAUGAUAACGGGUCGAUUCGCGAGGAGUGUGAGAGUGUGAUUACUUUGUUCGAAGAAGGUAACGCCGUGAGUUUCUCGCCGGAGAAUGGGAUUGGAGCUUCUCCGGGGGUGGGAUCGGUGGUUUCGCCGGAGAAUUGUGGAAGCAGCGUUUUCACGGCGUCUCCGGGACCGGCAUUGAUACCCUCGCCGGAGAACUGUGCUGUUACGUCUCCGGGAGGAGCAUCACCGGAGCAAAUGAGUGUGGAGAGUGGUGGGAAGCAAAAGGUGGGGUCGAGGAGAGAUUGGUGGUGGAAACAAGACAACAACGGUGGAAGCAGAGGAGUGGUUGAGUCAGGGAGUGUGAAAGACUAUGUGAUGGAGUGGAUUGGGAGUGAGAUUAAGAAAGACAACAAGGAGUGGAUCAAAAACGGUGAUGGGUCAGCAUCAUCAUCGGUCUCUAAGAAGAAGAAGAAGAAGAGGAAGCCUAGAGAGUGGUGGAAGGAAGAGUUUUGUGAAGAGCUAACUAGAAAGAAGAGGAAGAAGAAGAAGAAAAAUAAAAGAGGGUUAAGCUCAAUCUCAAGCAUUGAAUCUUGGUUUCACAGAGACAAUGAUGAUGAACAGUCUCAUAAUCCUACCAAGAGGAAAAAGAGGAAUAGUAUAGACUGGUGGGUAGAUGGGUUAAGCGGAGAUUUAAAAUCAGUUAAAAAACAAAGCCAAGACUCUGGUCUAUGGUGUGACGUGAAUGUUCAGAAGAGUGGUGGAGUAAGCAGCACACCGAGCAUGAGAGGUACGGUGUGUUACAUUGCACCGGAAUGUGGUGGCGGUGGUGGUGGAGGCGUGUUGUCUGAGAAAUGUGAUGUCUACAGUUUCGGGGUUCUGCUCUUGGUUCUUGUCUCGGGGAGACGGCCGUUGCAGGUGACCGCAUCGCCUAUGUCGGAGUUUGAGAGGGCUAAUCUGAUAUCAUGGGCUAAGCAAUUGGCUUGUCAUGGUAACUUAUUGGAGUUGGUUGAUAAGUCUAUACAUUCUUUGGAGAAAGAGCAAGCGGUUCUUUGUGUUACUAUAGCGUUGCUUUGUCUGCAAAGGUCUCCGGUUAAGAGACCGACGAUGAAGGAGAUUGUUGAGAUGCUUACCGGUGCGUUUGAGCCACCGCAUUUGCCGUUUGAGUUCUCACCGUCUCCGCCUAUGGGGUUUCCAUUUAAGUCAAGGAAGAAAGCACGGUGAAGAUGAGCUCAAACAAGUGUAGAUUUGUCUGGUUCAAAAACACUAAACCAAUUGCUAGUUGUAGAAACUGUUUAAUUCCAUAACGUUAGAUUCUUGCAAAUAGUUAUGAAGAUUAGUAUGUCAUUGCAGACUAUUUCAACUACUAAUGCAGAAUCUAUAUUCAGACCACA
This is a messenger RNA of Brassica oleracea var. oleracea, 2235 nucleotides long. RefSeq names its product receptor-like serine/threonine-protein kinase At2g45590. The record is from RefSeq and is a predicted model, not a curated record. Bases 92 to 2065 code for a protein of 657 amino acids. The transcript has a single exon. NCBI's taxonomy places the organism in Eukaryota, Viridiplantae, Streptophyta, Magnoliopsida, Brassicales, Brassicaceae. Gene Ontology annotation, molecular function: protein kinase activity; ATP binding. Gene Ontology annotation, biological process: protein phosphorylation.